AUGUCUAGCAAACCCAGUGUGGCUGAGAUUGAGAAAUUCAAUAAACUGAAACUGAAGAAGACAGAAACGCAAGAGAAAAAUCCACUGCCUGCAGAAGAAACGAUCGAACAGAAGCAAGAGGGCGAAUCGUAA
Chrysochloris asiatica (Cape golden mole) is the source of this 132-nucleotide messenger RNA. Its product is annotated as thymosin beta-4-like. Bases 1 to 132 code for a protein of 43 amino acids. Gene Ontology annotation, molecular function: actin monomer binding. The transcript has a single exon. NCBI's taxonomy places the organism in Eukaryota, Metazoa, Chordata, Mammalia, Afrosoricida, Chrysochloridae. Gene Ontology annotation, biological process: regulation of cell migration; actin filament organization. Gene Ontology annotation, cellular component: cytoplasm. The record is from RefSeq and is a predicted model, not a curated record.